Rhagoletis zephyria (snowberry fruit fly) is the source of this 4434-nucleotide messenger RNA. RefSeq names its product Stork-head domain-containing protein knockout (gene ko). Gene Ontology annotation, molecular function: RNA polymerase II transcription regulatory region sequence-specific DNA binding. Lineage: Eukaryota; Metazoa; Arthropoda; Insecta; Diptera; Tephritidae. Gene Ontology annotation, cellular component: cytoplasm; nucleus. Gene Ontology annotation, biological process: regulation of transcription by RNA polymerase II. The record is from RefSeq and is a predicted model, not a curated record.
AAUAACCGAGUGCCCGAACAAAGCAGCAACCUGGCAGACAGUGGCGAUCAUCUGCUCCACCACCUCCAUCCACCAUCGCCGCCACCACCUCAUGGAUAGCAUCCACAGUGCGACCACACAAAAACACUCGCAGCACGAUUGCACACCGAUCGGCAAACGUCGUCUGCUCCAACGACGUCGUCAUCAUUGUUGAAGCAGCUUACCAAUUUUGUUGUUGUCGUCGUCGUCGUCGUCGUCUACGUUGGUGAGCUGAGACCACAAGUACCACAGCAACUUGACGGAAUUGUUGGUGUUGUUUUCGGUUGUUGAUUUUCGACUUUUGGCACAUUGCGACUUCAUACCUUUCGUCAGUUGCUGCCCCAUCAGUGGAGUCGACGAAGCAGUGGCAAAAUUUUUUCAGCCGACUUUGUCAACGGGAUUGGCGCUCCGGUGGCGCUAGUACGAAUUUAUCUACCGACGCGCGUUGUCCGGUGUUGCGGUGUUUCGUUUCGUAUGUUGGGGGCAAGCAAUAUUUAUGUACGCACGUUUUUUGUUUUUGCUUAUCAAAGAAGCGAAAAUGUCUUAAAGUAUGCCGCGCAUGCGUUAAGAAAAGUGAAAAAUGUGAAAAGCUAAUAAAUCCAAUACGAAGGAGCUACCGAAUUAUGUAUGCUGGUUGUCAGUGUCAUUGUUGUUAGUGUGGCGGCGUGAAAAAUUGCUACAAUAUACUAACGAAGUUGGUGGUGCACUGAAAAGAGCAUUUUGUAACAACGGAAAUGUGCGCCAAUGGAUUUGUUUGUGUAGCGCAAAGUGUUUUUUUUUUUCUUUUGUUUCAGAUUUUGCGAAAAUUUUUAAUGCGAGCUGCAUUACAUAAGCAACAAGCAUAACAAAAAGCAUAACUGAAGCUUUGGCAAUAUUACGAGUAACAAAUACACGAGCUCAACUCAAAAUAGUGUUCCCCAAGUGCUUCGAAACGAAAUCAAAAUCAAAAUCAAAACCAAAAUCUUUUCAAUCAAAAGAAAGUGAAAUACCACUCGCAAAAGUGUCGAAAUCUCCAAGUGUAUUCUUAGUACAUAGUGCGUCAAUUCCAAACGAAAAUAUUUUUAUCGUCAACAACAACAACAGCACCAGCAACACCAACACAAUGGGUACGAAAUCGCCUGGCGGACCGCAACGUUGCCGUCUGAUAUUACAACGUUGUCUGGCCAUACAACUGAGUAAGCCUGGCCAUACGCCGGAGGACUUUUGGAUGUACGAUUCGGGUUAUAUGAUUUUUCAGAACUUCCUCGCCGCUAAUGCUCAAUGCUGGUGGAAUGCCCCGCUCACUGCUGCGACGCGUGCCCUCAAAUAUGCCGGUCAUAUAGCUCCAGGGAUGCUACUGGUAACCGCCGAACCAUGCGCGCUCGAAGUGCUACUGCUACGUGGCGCUUAUGCGCGGAGCGUGCUGAAACCACCUGCGACCUAUGUCAUCAGCUCAGUCGGUGAUAUCGAUGACUGCAUCGUAACACCGACCGUGCAAGGACAAUUUACCCCAUUGACGGAGGCUCUAUGUGAUGUCAUAAUGGACCUUACCGCAGAGGGUCAUUCGGCUACUAUAGAAAAUGUGCGCAUUAAGCUGAGCAUACGAUUUCCGCACAUGACACCACCUGCCACGGAAGUGAUCUACGAUACGUUGGCACAGUUGAUGCAAGAACAGAAAAUAUAUCAGACCUCAAAGGGUUACUUCAUCUUCACGCCAGAACGACGCCGAAGCCGUUCCCGACCGCGUGCCAUACGCAACGGUUAUCAGGACUUUGAAGAAACCGACGAAAUACCUCAGGAGGCGCGGACUAUGCUCAUGACCAACGCGGAGGCGCUUCAUUCAUUUUACGGCGAAAUCUCCACCGAACGAGAUGGCGAUUUAACACAUCAAUGCAUACAAACUAAUUUGGCCGAUGUUAUUUGUGGCGGUAAUCCAAAUGAUAAAAUACUUUAUCCGCGCGCGGCUAAAAGACGCAGCGCCUCAUUCCCAACACCUCGCAGCCUGGAGAGAAGGCACAGUUUGCGUUUGUUUGGAUCUUCGAAACGAUUGCAGCGAUGCGCGUCGACACGAAGCCUCUCGAAGACAUACGCACAAACCUUAGCCACUGACAGCAGCAGCUCGGAGUAUCAAAGCACAGAUUCUUCGUCACCAAAAAAAGGAUCUUUACUGUCGCGGCUCUUCAGACGGAGUGGGCGUGCCAAGCAACGUCAAAUUGAAACGUAUUCAGCGCAGUUCCCGCCUGCCGAGUGGUUCAAUUCCCGAGCUGUUCAUCUGCACAGUGUUGGCACACAAACAGCCGAUCACGAUAUGCCGGUGGUGCAUACGCUUUCCAAUUCCACAUUCUACGAUGGUUCGGAGUUAAGUCAACGCUCGCUUACACUGCCACGCCGACAUCGUCGCCACAUGUCCAGCGACUCGAAUUUUCUCAUAUCAUCCCGAGAUUGUUCGCCUAUACGCCGGCGCUCACCGGUGUACAGCAGCAGUUCACUGCCCCGUUCAACGCAAUCCAUACCAGCUACGGCGAUCGGUACAACGAGUAUCACCACCGCUCCAGCGCCCACGAACAAAAUCAAUCACUCCUCCGCGACGCUUUCAAGGCUUUCCACCCCGAAUCAAUCCGCGGCUGCAGCGACUGUACAGAAAUCUGCCUCUAAGAGCGUUAUCGGCAAACACAUUUUCGAGCAGUCACCUUCCCGCUCGUCUAGCAAAACAACAUCGAAACGACAGGCAGACAACAUUAUAGUGAACGGCUAUGCCAGCAACUUGGAAAGCGGUAAGGUUUGUUAUCGCAGUGUACAAAGUGGUCCAUCUAGUUUGGAAUCGGGCAAGGCUUCUUCCAUGCUUACCUCGGGACCAUCGAGUAUUGAUAGUGGCAAGGUGUCAUUCAGCAAAACCAGUGGUCAUUCUAGUCUUGACUCGCAGUGCUCGACCAAUACGGCAGUGGUGCAACCAAGUCCGGCCAGAUCGAUACUUGUAUUGAAUGGAUCGCCGCGCGGAACUCCGCGUCAUCAGGCCAUGCGCGCUCGUGCCGCUGAGCAAUCACAGCGCCAACGUUCCUCAACUCCGUCACGAAUAUUGGAGGAAAUCACUAAUCAACAAACGACAACAGGAAGAUCGCCAAAUCCUUCUACGGGGCAAUCUCUCUUUAAUGGCAUGCCCAGUUCGAACUCCAACAACUCAAUAACGCUGCAGGUGACUACCUCCAAUGGCAGUCAGAGUAACAUACCUAGCACGAAGAUUUAUGUGCAAAACUCACCGGCGCGUAGCGUUAUAACGCUGGAGAAUGGAAAGCUUAUAGAGAACUCAAAUGUGUAUAUAAUCAAUAAUGAAACGACAACUAACGAGAAGGGCGAAAUCUUCAAGAAAACCUUAUCGAAACAGGAAACUACGCCCCUAAGAGGCCAACAACAACAGCAACAGAAAAAGAAUCAGACACAAUUGCAGACGCACUCACACUCGCAGCCAAUGCCGACGCGCCACCAACAACCAAUAACUGUGCAACACAUUUACAAAGACAACUCGAUCAGCGAGAAUGAAGCCAAUUCCGAAACAUGCGACUCCAUAUCCUUUAUUAGCGAAACAUCGCCGGACAAUCUGGACACGCUCAGCUCAACCGAAGUGAUUGAUACCUCAAAAUUCACAAAGAAUAUCAACAAUGAUGCCACCAUGAACAACAGCCGAAAAUUGUGCUUACAACUGCCCCAACACGGUUCCAGCAACAUUGUCUAUAAGAACAAUGUUCUGAAGAACGAAUCCAACCCGAACUCCCCCAGCGGCGAAAAGACACUGGCGAUGGCAGCCCUCGCUGCGAAGCAAGAUUUCGAAAUUGCAGGCUCAGUCGGUAAUUUACGCUUCUACGAGAAGAACACAAAGGAUGCAGCGCAAUCAAAACUAAUGAACUCCAAUUGUGAUUUAAAGAACCUGAAUCGCUAUGAGUCAUCGGGUAAUCUCCAAAAGACCGGAAACAUGCUGAGCUCAAGCCCAGCCAUCAAUGGAGACGAUCUUGCGCAUAUACUUCAAAAAAAUAUAAUUGCUGUGGGUAGUGAGCCAAAUUUAGCUUUAAAGGACAAUAACUGUACCAAUGCAAGUGACAAGUCCAUCGAAAAGGAAGGACUCGAUCGCCGAUUCAGUUUAUCGAAGGACCCAAAUGGCGCAGUGGCGCCGCCAGCGGUGGGCAAUGAAGACCUCUAUAAUUUUCCCAGUCUAACGGAUUUAUCUUUUAAUUUUACCUCAUUGGCGGCGCAGAAGAUUCUGCAGGGUGUAAGCUUGAAUAGUAUCGACACGUUGGUGGAACUUAAUAUGGCUGCUGCUGCAGCUGCGAACAAGGAGAAGCAACAAAAUAAUCAACCGACGCCGGUCCGCACCGACUAUGGAAUGGUGUAGCAAAAAUUGCAAUAACCGAUUGAUAAUUAUCAGGGUUUGAAUACAAAAAAAAA